This is a messenger RNA of Paramecium pentaurelia, 3271 nucleotides long. NCBI's taxonomy places the organism in Eukaryota, Ciliophora, Oligohymenophorea, Peniculida, Parameciidae. The record is from the annotation of a GenBank genome assembly.
AUGAGUGUUAGAUCAUUAAGACAUUCACAAAAUAGUGCAAGGAAAAACAAAACUGAACCUGACAAGCUUAGCAAAUUCUAUUAAAAUGAUAUGAGAGGUACUUAAAAAUUAAAUGUUACUUAAGGUCCAUUCAAAUAUGAACCUCUUUAAAAUAUUGCACAUCCAAUAUAACCUGAAGAUGAUAUUUCAAUUAAAGAUCCAACAUUAAAAACAGUUGAUAAAUCAAGGAUUUCUUAAUCAUUUUUUCAAAAUAACUCUCCAUAACUAAGUUUUAGAUCAAAGACUUAUAAAAGUGAACCAGAGGAGAGUCCAUUUGUUUUAAGUUUUCCACCUAAAUAAUAAGAGAAUAUACGUAGAAGAACUAAGAGCAGAUAAAUAUUUAACUUUGUAGAGAGAUUAAGAAGAAAGUUUAGAAUAGAUAAUAUGGCUAAGAAAUUUUAAUACUUAUAUGAUUAAGAAAACAAUUUCAUAGAUUAUAGUUGUAAUGAUAAUAUAAUAUAAAGAGGGACCUUAUUGCCAUCUUCUAGAAUAUUGUAAUGUUGGAAUGUUACGUUCUUUAUUUUAUUGCAUGUGAUACUGGUUUUUAUUCCUUUGUCAACAGCUUUGGAAAUGUAGGAUAUUAAUUAUAUCUGUGUGGGAUUCAAAUUAAUAGAUGUUGGAAUAUAAUUAUGUAGUUCGUUCACUUAGAAUGGUUUAUUGAUAACAAAUUUCAAAUAAAUAUCGCUUAGAUACUAUAAAUAGUUUUUGUGUUAUGAUGCAGUAUAUAUUUAUAUAUAUAUAAUAGUUUACAAUAAUAGGAUUUAUAUUUUUGAAUACAUUGCCAUAAACAAUUAAAUUCUAUGUACUUACAUUAAUACUUGUAAGUUAAAUUAGAAGGUAUUAUGAGAUAGAAAUAUUUUUAAAAUUGUAAGUAAAUAAUAUAUUAUUUAGUGAAUAUAAUUUAUUCUCUCCUCAUUUAUAGAUUAUUAAUAGUCUUAUUAAGAUAAUCUUACUUAUUCAUAUCAUAACUUGUUAUUAAUAUGGAUUAUUUUAUCAUAGUAAUAUAUUAUUUGAUUCAUAUAUGUCUACUUUUAGUAUAGUGAUUUCUAUUUAUACAUUUAAUUCAAAUUACACACCUAUUGAUUAGAAUGAAAUGAUAUUUUACAGUUGUGUUGCAUUUAGUUCAAUCCUUAGUUUUGCAUUUUUAUUAACUUAAUGUUUAUAUCUAUUUAAAAAUGCAAGAUUUGCUACUUAACUUAGUGAAUUUUUGGCUAUUAAUAAAUUAGAUUCAAAUUUGAAAUGCAAAAUCAUUAAUCACAUAUUAAAUCAACCUAAAUUUUAUCAUAAUUAAUUUGUAUCCAAAUUAUCAGGUUAAUUAUUAUAAGAAUUUAAUACAAUUUAAAGAUUUUAAUUACUUACUAAAUAUUUUAAAUAUUAUAAUCAACAUACUAUAUAAACUUUAAUUAAUUUUAGUGAAGAUUUUAUAUGUCAACCUAAUUAAAUUAUAGUAACAGAAUCAGAAUAUGAUGAUUGUUCGUUGUACUUUAUAGUCGAAGGCAAUUUUAAAAUUGUCAACAAGAUGGGAGUCUAACUCUAAAUUUUGGGAGUAAUAUAGUAAAUAAUUUUAUCAGCCAGAAUAAACGUUUGGUGAAAUCUCAUUUUAUACUCAAUUGCCUAGAUCUGCUACCGUUGUAAGUGAAGGAGUCUGUAGGUUGUUGAGAAUAAGAAGAGAUGUCUUUCUAAAAUUAUUAACAUUUAGUGAUAAAGUAAUUAAUAGAUUUAUUAUAAUUUAUAGUAAUAUUUCUAUAGUAUGAAAGACAGAAUUCUUAUACAUAAAGAUUUACCAUGUUAAUGUUUUUGUUGUUCUUCUUAUGAUCAUUUAAUUACUAAAUGUCCUAUGUUAACUUUUAGACCAGACAGAGAAAAAGUUAUAAAAUCUUUAAUAUAUCCUAGAAGAAAUAUGAGAUAAGAAUGUAUGAAUAUACUAAAAAUUAUUAAGAUAAAAGAAGAAUGGGAAAGGAUACAAAAGCAUAUGAAUUUGUUAAAGAUGCUGAAGCAAAUCAAGAUUAUUUGUUAUAAUUAUUUUCUGAUAAUCAUUUUCAAUCCUCAAAUUAAUUUAGUCAAUCUAAUCUACCAUAUGAUGAUGUUUAUAUUAAAGAUAGUUAUGCAUCUGCUUAAAGUUUUAGUAGAGUAAGUAGAGAAAAAUCAUUAUUGAAAAGUACAUCAUUAUUGAAAGAGAAAUCAAUACAUGAUUAAUAAUAAUCUAUAAUGAAUGAUGUGUAAAAUAUAUCAAUUAUCAUUUUUAUAGUAGUUAUUUAGAUACAACUGAUAAAUAAUAUAUAUAACAUUAAGGAGAAAUGGAUGAUGAAAAAUUUAUCAGUCUAGUAAGGAAGGAUUAAUAGAAAAAUACUUUUGCAACUGCUGGAUUUGGAAAUGCAGGAUAAUAAUCAAUUAAAGAUUAAAAAUCAUUAAAUAUUAUUGUAGAAAAUGAAAGUUCAGAAAAUUCUCCAUCUUUAGAAAAUGCUUUGGAUUUAACUAAUUAAUUAUAAAGAAAUAAAGAUCCAAAAUUAACAUUCAAUUAUAAUUUUGAUAAUCAAAUGAAUGAUUUAUAGAACAAGUAUUAACAAUAUUAAAGAAAUGCAACUGAAUCUAAUCAUUCAAUGGUGAGAUAAGAAAAUCGACAACCUUCUAUUCGAUAGAAUUCUUCAAGAUCUUAAACUUAUAGUCCUAUAACAUCUAAUAAUAUUACAGCCAAUUCAUAUAGAUCUUAAAUGAAAUAAAAUGAUAAUACCUAAUCAGCCUCAGGUCUUCAUAGAAGGUUUCUAUUAAUUAUUCAAAUAUUUUAGAUCAAUAUCAGGAGUUAUUAGAUAAUAUACUGACAGUCCAGAAAUCUAAAGUAAAAGAGGAACCAAUAGAAAAAAAUCAACUAAAACAGGAACUAAGAUCUCGAUAGCUCAUUCACAAUUUUAACCAUUCAGUGGAUUCGAUGUAUAUUUAAAAUAACUUAUAAUAAUAUAGAAUCCAAUUGGAUUUAGUCUAGGAGACAAUGAUUUUGAAAAGCUAUACUUAUUUGAAAUCUAUCUGCCUUAUAAUAAUUAUGAUGUUGUUAUUUAUAAGUAAAUAUUAUAUUUUAAUUUAAUUUAGAUUCAAUUAAUUUAAUAGAAAUAAACAAUUAAAAAGAUUAUCUAGAUAUUUCUUUUCAUUUAAAUUAGCAUAAUAGAUAUAAAAAUUAAAAGCUAAGUAAUUAUUAUUAAAUAAUUAUUUAAGAUAACACAAUACCUUAUAGAAUUGA